AAAUUGCAUGCUCCCAUUCUCAGAUUCACAUACAAAGAUAUUUCAACAUUCAGACCCACAAACCAUCCAAUAGCACUUUCUACUACAUAUUUGUCUAUUUCCUCCUUCUACCAUAUAAUUCGCAUCUCCUAAAUAUCAAUAAAAUAAACAGAACCCUAAUAUCCAGUUGUUGUUUUUUAUGAACAUUUAGUUGUUAUCUCUCUCUCCGCUCCAAAAUACAUACAUACAUACAUACAUACAAAAAUAAACUAGUUCUAAAUGUGGAUGAUGGGUUACAACGAAGGAGGUGCAGAUUCCUUCAACGGAGGAAGAAAACUUCGUCCUCUCAUCCCACGCCUCUCCUCUUGCCCCAGUGCCGCCGCAAACACCAACUCCGACCACCGCUUUAACAUGGUGAUGACUACAAUGACGGCUGAGCAGAACAAAAGGGAGCUCAUGAUGCUAAACUCAGAGCAUCAACAUCCACCUAUGAUGGUGAGCUCACGGUGGAACCCGACACCGGAUCAGUUAAAAGCUCUUGAAGAGCUUUACCAACAAGGAACUAGAACUCCUUCUGCCGACCAUAUCCAACAAAUCACCGCGCAGCUACGUAGGUACGGAAAGAUCGAAGGCAAAAAUGUUUUCUAUUGGUUCCAAAACCACAAAGCACGUGAACGCCAAAAACGGCGACGACAGAUGGAAAAUGGCCACGACGAAUCUGUCUUUACGACAACCAGUCUUGUCUCAAAUCACGGUUUCGACAAGAAAUAUCCACCAGGUUACAAGGUUGAACAGACGAAGAACUGGAUAUGUUCGGUCGGAUGCGACACACAACCACAGAAACCUCAUGAACUUCAUCAUCAGGAGGAGCCUGUCUCCAUAGCAUUAGCAACAAAGGGCAAUGGUCGUUAUGUAGGAAACGAGAGACAAAGCUUUCCCGGGAGAAAUGCCAUGUCGCAAAUGAUGCAGCUUGCACCUGGACAUUACCCUUCUUCACGACAACAACAGCAUCAUCAUGAACUCAUUCUCAAUUCCACUACUGUUAGGUCUAGCUUCUCCACUAGCAACAGUACUGUUUCGGCUGCUAAAGAUACCGUCACAGCUUCACCUUCAUUUCUGAGGACAAGAGCAGCAACCAACACAGGAACUUGUGAUGAUAAUAAAGAUCAAGAACGUCAUGAAGAUUGCUUAAACGGUGAACUGGAUCAUCAAGAAAAGACACUAGAGCUGUUUCCACUGAGAAAAGAAGGGUUUUGUAACAAUGGUGGAGAUGAUGGGAAAGAGAAAGAGAGCGCCAUUCACUGUUUCUAUGAGUUUCUUCCAUUGAAGAACUAAUACCUACUUGAUUUUGUUUUUCAAGAGCAAUAUGUUUUUUGUGUGUUUUAGAUUAAGUAAUCAAUCAAGUUAUAGUGUGAGAAAAAGGAUUAAUUAAGUAAGGUUUUGUUUGGGAGUCAGGGUAGAGACGUGUCUUUAUGGUGUUGAUGUUAACAUUUCAUAGGCGUUUGCCUUUAUAUGCACU
Molecule: messenger RNA, 1498 nt
Organism: Brassica oleracea var. oleracea
Lineage: Eukaryota; Viridiplantae; Streptophyta; Magnoliopsida; Brassicales; Brassicaceae
Product: WUSCHEL-related homeobox 1
Exons: 4
Coding region: 259-1314 (351 amino acids)
Biological process (GO): plant organ development
Molecular function (GO): DNA-binding transcription factor activity; DNA binding
Source: RefSeq, a predicted model, not a curated record